This is a messenger RNA of Eruca vesicaria subsp. sativa (arugula), 648 nucleotides long. Lineage: Eukaryota; Viridiplantae; Streptophyta; Magnoliopsida; Brassicales; Brassicaceae. The record is from the annotation of a GenBank genome assembly.
AUGAAUGGCUUGAGGACGGAGGACCACACGCGUUCCGAUCGGGUCAGGAAGCGUGACCCGAGGCUGCUUUGUUCCAAUUUCGUUGAGGGUUUGCUUCUGUGCUCGUGUCCGGAGUUCGAUCAGAAGUUGGAGGAGGCUGAGUUGCCGAAGAAGAAGCGGAUUCAGGUUCCUGGUUGUAUAAGUGAGCUCAAAGGGUAUCAUAGAAGGCAUAGGGUUUGUCUAAGGUGUGCUAACGCUAGCUUCGUUGUGCUUGAUGGAGAGGAUAAGUUACCUGCAAGAUGGAUUGAUUACCCUUCAGAGUCAAGAGAUCUAAAGCAUCUUUAUGAUCAGUCUCUGUCCACAUAUAAAGGUCACUCAGUGUUGCGUACUCUUAUCCGUUGCUACUUCUCUCCAGCACAUAGUACUGGCCAAAAGUACAUCUACACAGGAUCCGACGACAAUUAUGUCUACAUAUAUGACUUGGAAAGUGGAGAUAAAGUGGCAGCGCUAAAGCAUAAUAACUCACCUGUGAGAGACUGUAAUUGGCAUCCGCAUUAUCCAACGCUUAUAAGCUCUUCGUGGGAUGGGGAUCUUGUGAAAUGGGAGUUUCCUGGGAGCGGUGAGCCGCCAAUCAUGAGCAAAAAGAGGGUUCGAAGGAGACAUUUCUAA